CUGGCCGUGGGCGUCCUGUUCAGCUUCAUUGCCGAGGCCGCCAUCCAUGUUGCUCACAUUGUGCUCCAUCGAAAGGACCACUGGUGGUGUGGUCAAGCAGUUGUAGUGAGUACAAGCUUUUUCUUCUUCUUCUUUGUAGUUGAUGUUGUUGAUGCUGUUGACGAAAUGACGUCUGUUCAAAAGCUGCAUGCUUAGUCGUGCAUCUCCCAUGCUGUGGCCGCUAGGGGGGGGGAGGAAAGAGGAAACACUUCUGCUUCUAAACUAACUGCUUGCAGAUUCAUGUGGUCGGCACUUUCUUUGUCCACACUCUGGUGCUGAUAUCUCUGAUUGAUACUACUCCCUCACCAACAGUGGCCCAGCUCAUCACCUGGAUAGUCUCUAUGCUGCUGGAGCUGGUCAUCCUGGCCCUGUUCCUUGAUAUCAACACAUCGCCGCACCACGAGCCCGUCGUUGGCGACCCGCUCGGGGGCCCGCUCAGAAAGGGGCUGACUACCUGGGAAGCCGGUCUCGUUGUCACAGCGAGUGCCCGGAUCUUGUUGCUCGUCUCUCUGGUUGUUAUCUACAGCCUGACUUCCUAUGCCUUGAAAGCCGGAGCUCAGAACAGCGGGACUGCCACAGAGACUACCUCACUGCUACACUCUGGAAAUGGCACUGCACACGCCAACGGUGACCGUUACGGUGCUUCUCAUCGACACCUCAAACAUGACGACGACGACCAGCCCGAGGAAGACGGAUGGGUGCGGCCAAAGACACUGCCGUCUACCAGCUGGUGGGAGUACAUGAGCGGCUACUCGCUCUUCUUCCCGUACCUUUGGCCGUCCAGGUCAACCAAGCUGAAGUCAAUCGUUGUCUUCUGUUUCUUCCUUGUCAUACUCCAAAGAGGCGUUAACCUCGGAGUUCCCAUGCUCGUUCGUAACAUCGUCAAUAUCCUUGCCCAGGAACAUGGAAACGAGUUCUACGUUCCAUGGGGUACCAUUUGUCUAUACGUCAUCUUCCGCUCACUACAGGGCUCCCAGGGCCUUAUCGGGUCCCUACGCUCCUUCCUGUGGAUUCCUGUUGGCCAGUACUCCUACAUGGAACUCUCAACCGCCGCCUUUGAACAUGUCCACAGUCUCAGCCUCGACUUCCACCUCGGCAAGAAAACUGGCGAGGUCCUGUCUGCCCUGGGUAAAGGUAGCUCGAUUAACGGCUUCCUUGAGCAGGUUACAUUCCAGGUUGUGCCGAUGUUGGUUGACAUGUGCAUUGCCGUGGGCUACUUCUUUGUCGAGUUCGAUGUCUACUACGCAUUGGUGGUAGGCAUCAUUACCUUCUUGUACCUCUAUCUCACCAUCCGCAUGGCCCAGUGGAGAGGUGAAGUCCGACGCAUGAUGACUAAUGCUGAUCGCCAGCAGGACGCCGUCAAAAAUGAUUCAAUGGUUUCCUAUGAAACAGUCAAGUACUUUAAUGCUGAACCGUACGAGUUCAACCGAUACCGUGGUGCCGUUUCGGACUACCAGGCCGCUGAAUACCAUGUCCUGUUUUCUCUUCAGUUGAUGAAUACUUGCCAGAACACCGUUUUCAUGCUGGGUCUUCUCAUCACUUGUUUCAUUUGCGCUUUCCAGAUUGCAAAUGGCCAGAGAGAUGUUGGUCAGUUCGUUGGCUUGCUCACAUACAUGUCCCAACUUCAGGGGCCUCUAAACUUCUUUGGAACCUUCUAUCGCUCGAUCCAAGGAGCCAUGAUCAACUCUGAACGACUUCUAGAGCUGUUCAGGGCAAAACCUACGGUUGUUGAUGCACCUGAUGUUGAUGAACUCCGCUCCUGCAAUGGCGGAAUCGAGUUUGACAAGGUACACUUUGCAUAUGAUAGCCGCAAGCCGGCCCUGAAUGGACUCUCCUUCGAAUGCAAGCCUGGUACCACCACUGCUCUUGUAGGAGAGUCAGGCGGUGGAAAAUCCACUGUUUUCCGUCUUUUGUUUCGGUUCUACAACUCUACUUCUGGUCAGAUCCGCGUGGACGGCCACCCUGUCGAGAGUGUGUCUAUCGACUCGCUCCGCCGACACAUCGGUGUUGUUCCACAAGAUACCGUCUUGUUCAAUGAAACCAUUAUGUACAAUCUCAAGUACGCUAACCCUGGGGCAACCGACGAGGACAUCUACGAUGCAUGUCGUGCAGCCAGUAUCCAUGACCGCAUCCUCACCUUCCCGGAUGGUUAUCAAACCAAAGUUGGAGAACGUGGUCUCAGACUGAGUGGCGGAGAAAAACAGCGAGUCGCAAUCGCUAGAACGAUUAUAAAGAACCCGCGUAUCAUUCUUCUGGAUGAGGCUACCGCUGCCCUCGAUACCGACACCGAAGAACAUAUACAAGGCGCCCUGGCUACCCUGUCCAAGGGCAGAACCAUGCUUGUCAUUGCCCACCGUCUCAGCACGAUCACUACAGCGGAUCAGAUCCUUGUCCUCCAAAACGGACAGGUUGCCGAGAAAGGUACUCAUGAACAGUUGUUGGCUAUGAAGGGCCGUUAUUCGAGCAUGUGGCGUAAACAGAUCAAGGCUCAGCGAGCUGCCGCCGAGGCACAGGUCCUGCAGGACCGCGCGGAACGACUGAGAAGCAGUUCCGUGGUGGCUGGUGGUGGUGAGGAUAGCUCCAGCCAGUCAGACGAAGAUAGGCAUGCGGAGACUACCGCUCGUCCACGCCCAACCCUGUCACAGCGCUCUACCAAAGCUUCCGAGGCUAAACCUGCCGGACCUUGAGAACGGCGACACCAAACCUGAAACUCCUAUUCUCGCUUGUAUUUCCUAUUACCUUUAUAUCUUACUCGACAGUUGUGACGACGUAUACGGCCUCGCACUAACCUAAGCAUCCAUUACGGCUACAGGCAAAGGGGACUGGAGGCAUUGAGAAUUGAUAUCAUUUCCUGGCGUUAGCAGUUUAUAAGACAUGGGUUUCCAAUGGCGCAAAGCGGUUUAUUUGCAAGCAUCCUUAUUUUACUCCUCAUACGUUCCGUUUCUCUUCCCUUUUAUUUCCUAGUUCUCGAUUUCCUGCCACGCACGCUCUUAUACAUCCCUUCUCCACUAUGUCUUUUAUAACUAUUUGCCAUUCAAUUCCCCCAUUCCCUAUCAACAACAGCGCCUUCUAUGUUCCUACUUCUCCUUCGGGCGGCCUAAUUGCGUUAUUAAUGGUAAUGUCUCUUUUAUUAUUCUAUCUAUCAUUUCCUUUCGUCUUUUUCCCUUCUCUUCACUCUUUCUCUUCUCUCUUCGAGGACUGACUGGAUGUUUCUUCGUCCCCCUUUUUCCGGGCUGGUAAAACCAAAAAUAAAAGGCGAGGCAGGAUAGGAAAAUUUAGAAAUAACGGCGAGCGUCUUCUCAGUGGUCGCCGAGGGGCUGGUUACGGGCUAUUUUAUAUAGAAUGGUUAAAAAAAGCAUUGUUAUUGAGAUAACCAAUUUACAAAAUGCGUUGUGGAACUGAUAGAAAAUACAAAGUUCGU
Molecule: messenger RNA, 3460 nt
Organism: Trichophyton rubrum CBS 118892
Lineage: Eukaryota; Fungi; Ascomycota; Eurotiomycetes; Onygenales; Arthrodermataceae
Exons: 2
Coding region: 381-2726 (781 amino acids)
Biological process (GO): transmembrane transport
Cellular component (GO): membrane
Molecular function (GO): ATP binding; ATP hydrolysis activity; ABC-type transporter activity
Source: RefSeq, a predicted model, not a curated record